GAUAUAUAUAAAAUGCAAACACUAAUCCAAAAACACCGAUACGUACGGGGCACGGGCGGCGCUUGCUCUCUUUCAAUUCCUUCUGAUCAAGUCUCUCGACGACGUUCAUCUCACCAUCUCCGACAUCAAUAACAAUGACCAGCUCCAUUCAGUUAUAGACGAGCCCCGUCUCCGCUGUGGACGCUCGGCGGCAUCGACGGCACCGUCAGCCACCAUCUUUCACCUUGAGACCUUUCUUCCCCCUCUCGCUACAAAGUUCGCCAUGAGGCGACCCAACAAUGGCGAACCACGAGCGGGAAAUAACCUGACGCUAUCGUUCACGUCCCUCGAAGUUCCCCAACCCGCCCACGCCACUCGAAUUCGAAGCCCGUCCGACGGUUCAUCCACUGGCCGACUCGCAUCUUGGGCCGGUCGGAUCCCCGAACGAGUGGAGGCUUGAGGCUGUAGAACAGCGUCCAAGUGAUCAUUUCUUUCUUUUG
Molecule: messenger RNA, 479 nt
Organism: Stereum hirsutum FP-91666 SS1
Lineage: Eukaryota; Fungi; Basidiomycota; Agaricomycetes; Russulales; Stereaceae
Exons: 1
Coding region: 263-439 (58 amino acids)
Source: RefSeq, a predicted model, not a curated record